Melampsora larici-populina 98AG31 is the source of this 471-nucleotide messenger RNA. RefSeq lists its product as uncharacterized. The record is from RefSeq and is a predicted model, not a curated record. Lineage: Eukaryota; Fungi; Basidiomycota; Pucciniomycetes; Pucciniales; Melampsoraceae. The coding region runs from base 1 to 471 and encodes 156 amino acids. The transcript has 2 exons.
AUGUCAAGUGAUACCAAGAUUCACAUCGUUAAACUUAACAAUGACAACUAUACGGAGUGGAAAGGCGACAUUACAGGUUACCUGAUGUCUCACGGACUCCAGGAAUUUCUUGUUCCUAAUCAUACUCCUGUUGCUCAAGCUAUUGCAGGAGAGGAAAAGAUUAACUUUGAAGCUUAUGUCACCCGUCAAAACAAAGCCGCCGGUAUUAUGUACAGUUACUUGACUGAACCUUUUCGAAUUCAAAUUGAAUCAGAAGGGCUCUUAUCGAAUCCAGUCGGAAUCAUCUUCAAACUGCCGGAUUCCAUGGAGACUGUUGUGUCACUCAUCACGGCCAAACAAUCAGAGUCAGGCAAACUUUCCUGUAAGACAGUCUUGACCAUGUUAGAUGCUCAUCUAGUGGAUUUCACCGAACAACAUCGAGAGGACAGUUCAAUCGCUCUGAUGACGACCACCACUGCUGCUCCUGCUUGA